AAGUCUAGCUGGACCCCGGGAGACACAACCUCACACCACCUGCUAUGGUAGUUGGUGAUUGAGUAAGUUCUUCACUCAUCAGUAAGGUUUAUCUGGGAUAUUUCUGAGGCAAAGAAUGAAGCCAAGAGGAUCACAUGAAGAACAGGGAGAAGACAGUGAAGGAAACGAGGCGGCGAGUGAAGGAAAUUAUCCGGCGAGUGAAGAGAAUGAUCCGGUGAGUGAAGGAAAUGAGCCGGAAAGUGAAGGAAAUUAUCCGGCGAGUGAAUUCGUAGAAGACGGAGAAAGCGGCGAAGAAGAGCAUGGGGUGGUAAGUGAUAUUGAUUCGGAAGACACUACAAGCGAGGAUAAUGAGUACGAUGAUGAAGUGUCGAAGCGGGAAGAAGAAGAAGCGGAGGUGGAGGAGGAGGUACCAAAAUCAAAAGGCAUCAUUGAGACACUGAAUGAAUAUCUUGAGAGUAUUUUUGCCACAGCGGAAGAACAUGAUGAAGAGGUUGAAGAGGAACUUACGGCAAUGUACGAACUCCUCUGGAAGAUCUUGAGCGGCACCUUGGGAGUCAUAGCCAUUGUGGUCAUCCUCACCAAAUACCCACAGUACUUAGAUAUUCUCCAUGAAAAUCAACUUUGGUUCUCAAAUAUUAGGGAGGUUGAAAGAGAAAUAUCCUUCCGAACAGAGCAGGGACUCUACUAUUCUUACUUCAAGCAGAUAGUAGAGUCCCCAACAUGGCAGGAGGGGUUUAAUCAGCUGAAACAAGACAAUCAGACGGAACAUGGUCGUACAAUCAACAUCAUCCACAGAUUUAAUAUUCUUCCAGAAAUCAUCCUCAGCGCUGUUUAUAGAUGGUUGUCUCCUCGGGAAGCACCAAGUGUGUUUUAUGUGUCCACCGUGUUUGGCCUACAUGGGGUGUUCGUCGCUACUCUGUAUAUAACCGCCUGGUACCUCAGUGGCUCCAUCCUUGCCGGCUUCAUCUCCGUGAUCCUCUUUGUCGUUCACCUGAUUGACACAACCCGGGUCAACUACACCGUUCCACUGAGGGAGAGUUUUGCCGUCCCACUUCUCUUCCUGCAGAUAUUCCUCAUGUGUACUUAUAUUAGAUCAUACAAGUGGCAGAGAGUUAAGUUGGCCGCCAUCUUCCUCCUGAACGUGACUUUCCUCCUGAGUUGGCAGUUUGGGCCUUUUGUUCUACUGUGUCAACUGUUUUGCUUCACGAGUCUCGGCAGAUUACUUCUCAUGACAGGAACAAAGGUCAGCAUGCUGGUGGUGGUGAUGGGCAUCUCCCUCCUGGUGGCGUGUGUAGUACAAGCCAACCCUCCUUUAGUUGUGUCCUCACCGGCGCUAUCCAUGGUGCUGCCGGCCCUCGUCCUCAGUUUUACUCCCUCGGCGGACAGGAACCUCGGAACAACUCUCAGACUCACCAUCGUGGCUGCUGAACUAUCCCUGCUCUUGCUGGCUACUGUGCUCAUCAAUGGCAGUAUAAAGAUAUUUCUCGACAUAAAUGCAGACUCUCAUGUUUACCAACUACUCUUUGCAAAAUUACAAAUGGGAGAUAUACGAGACUUUGACUCACGACUGUAUAUGUGUAGUGAUGCCUUUGACUAUAUGGACAUUGAGUCCCUGGAAAGGCUGUGUGAGAGUGGACUCCUGCCGCUGUACGUUGUUGGUGUCAUUGUGUUUUUAGUAUCAACUGUGAACUAUUUCUUAAGAAAUAAUCCAGAGGAAAAUAUGGAAAAUUAUACUGAAAUUUCAUCCGAUUAUAGAGAAAAUCUAUUUAAUUUAUUGGAGUUAAGUAGAGAAGAGAUUUCUUACACUUCAGAGUAUAUGAAAAUAAUACAACAGGAAAUUGAGACUCUUGAAUAUGGAACAGAGAGAGUCAUUGACACUACAUACAUGGGUGACAUGAAGGUGGAUCCAUCUACAGAAAAACUGAUCAAAGAACAAUCACAGACAGAGUGUAUCUAUGCCCCCUGGGAUUCCUCUCAAGGUCAAUCAUUCAUUCAAGGAAGACCUGACUUGAUCUUCUUUUUGGCACUGUCGGUCAUGUGGAGCAUUUUGGCAACUCUUAUUCUUCGUCUUAAAGUGCUGUGGAUGCCAACAGUGUGUGUCCUGACGGGUGUCUUUAUGGCUGACAUAAGAAUAUACAGCUCACUAAUACCUGUACUCACAUGUGGAAAGUUGUCAUCCUAUCUUCCAAGAUGGUUUCCUGAAUUUUUUAAAAUGAUCAUCUGCUUCAGUUUUGUAGCCUUCAUCUAUAUCAAGUUUUGGGGUAAAGUGGCAUCAGAAGUGUGGCCAGAGGAGAUGUAUGAGUUCUGGGACCCUGAUACUGUGGAGUUGAUGGAGUGGGUCCAGUCUUACACUCCACCUGACGCCGUGUUCGCUGGCUCCAUGCAGUUACUGGCGGGUGUAAAGUUAUGCACUGGUCGACACAUAACUAAUCAUCCUCACUAUGAAGACUCCUGGCUCAGGGACCGCACACAUCAGGUUUAUCAGAUAUAUGGGCGGGAAGCUCCUGAAGUUGUAUAUAAUGCUCUGAAGACUGCCGGAGCUACACAUAUCAUCGUGGAGGACAGCAUCUGUCUCCUUAGUGUUGACUCCAAGCGCCCACUGUGUAGACUGAUCGAUAUUGUUGACCUUCAUAAUGGUCAUAUCCCGGAGAAUGGAGGACAGGGUAUACCAGCCUUGCAAACACCCUUACACGGGAGAUUCUGCAACAUGGUUCAGCAGAAGAUUGCCGAGUACAGCCGCUUCUUCUCCCUCGUCAUGAGCAACAAGACCUUCAGGGUGUAUAGAGUCGCCGUUACCUCCUAGCCUUAAGAGUUAGCUAAGGUGUCUCUCUCUUUUGUGAGGUAUGGUUAUUAUUACAGGCAGGUCCCGGGUUACGUACGAGUUCCAUUACUACGGACGUUCUUAAGUCGGAAAGUAUCCCCCGUGUGCGUGCCAUACUUGCAGAACAAUGUUUAAAAUCCCACUGUGUCAUAGCCUGAGUCCUUAUAUACAUCUAAAAUCACUUAAUUUAAGAGAAAAGAAGAAAUAUAAUGACAAAAUACUGUAAAUGAGAGUAUAAG
Molecule: messenger RNA, 3060 nt
Organism: Homarus americanus (American lobster)
Lineage: Eukaryota; Metazoa; Arthropoda; Malacostraca; Decapoda; Nephropidae
Product: probable C-mannosyltransferase DPY19L3
Exons: 14
Coding region: 116-2803 (895 amino acids)
Cellular component (GO): nuclear inner membrane
Molecular function (GO): mannosyltransferase activity
Source: RefSeq, a predicted model, not a curated record